AUUUGAUUCGACUUUUCUUGCGUCGCAUAUUGUAAACACAACUUCGGGCGAAUAACUACUUUUUGGCGACGUAAGAAAAUUCAUGUAAAUGUUAUCGAAUUCGUUAAUUAAUGCCGUCAUCCGUAACAUGAAUCAAGGAAACUCUUCAAUUCAGUCGAGAAAAAGAUUUUCAAAAAAUUCCUUAAUUCCGUCACACGACAGCAAUUGCAAAUUGAAGACAUUGCCCUCGUCAAAAUGCAUAUCGGAUACAACGAGAGAUCUAUCGGAAGAUAGUAAAAUGCUUGGUUAUGGCAAAUCUUCGACUCGAGUUAAUAAAAUGGUUUCCAAUGCGAAUCUCUCUGCGAGAAAAUUGUGGAACAGUUCGUCCAAAAUGACCAGAAAUUCCAUCGCUGUAAAUGACGUAAUCGAAGAAGAAAAUGAGCUUAUUGGCAUGUUGAUGAAAAAACUGCAUUUAGCUGAAUCACAAAUACGAAAAACACAGUGUGAUUUGACAAAAGCUGAGGAAAGCUUGCGAACGAAGGAUCAGGAAAUUGGACGCUUAAAGCGGAAGAUUAAAGAUUGGGAAUCUAAAUACAAGAAUCAGGAACUGCUACGAAAGAAAGAACAACGAAGUCAGGCUAAUAAUUCCGAAUAUUUCUAUCAACGAUGCCUAACGCUAGAACAUAAGAUCGUCGAGAUAGAGAAAUUCUUGGCGGAUUAUGGAUUAAUAUGGGUGGGUGAUUCUAAAAAUGCAACAAACGUAAAUGGUGGUAGCAAUAAUUAUAUCAACGCCUGUUACGAACAGUUAAUUGCGAAUAUCGAUCAGUUGAAUCUAGCUGCAGGAAAGGGUGAAGUUCACAUUCAUCAUAACGAGAAAGGAGGAGGAGCUACAUUCAAAACUCUUUCCUGCUUGGCAUUGAAAAUUUAUAAAAACGGUAUGAGAGUCAAUGGUGGACCAUUACGAUCUUACGAUGAUCCGACUGCAAUCUCGUUUAUCCGUGAUAUUUUGGAUGGAUACUUUCCAUCUGAAUUGCAACAAGAAUAUCCGGACGGAGUGCCCUUUAUGAUAGAAGAUCAUAGAACAGAAUUGCACAUAGAGGAUUCUACUAGCUUUCCUGGUCAAGGAUAUCGGUUGGGAAAACAAUCUCCAGUAGAUAACGUGUUAUCGACAAAUUCAUGCAGAUCAAAUAAUGUUUACCAAAGAUCUACUCGUGCAAACCUUUCGUCAAAAGAUAGCACUUCUGAGAACAUUCCGCUUUUAUCACUUCCAAGCCGCUUAUUGGAUCCUAAAACCUCUUCGGAAUCGUCUUCUGCCGACUUAUUUUCUUUAAGAUCACAGAUUUUGGCUUCGCAUAAUAAUGUCUGCUCUAAUUCUCACAUUCAGUCUCAUAUUAAUGCUGAAUUAGCACGAAGCAUUCGACACGAGAAAAGAGAAUUGGCUACGAAAAAUAUGGAAUUUGACAUAUCGAUGAACGGGCAGUCACCUAGGUCGAAAGAAACCUUGAGUUACUCUACAAGUAGCAGCAGAACGAGAAAUCAUUGCCUUUCUGAUAGAUCGUCAUCAAGGCCGAAAAUUAAUGAUAGUCGCCUUCGAUUACGUUCAAAAUCCGCGAGUUCGUCUGGAGGGCGACUGGGUGUCAGUACGCAAUCGGUAUUACGGUCAAAAGCGUUAAGCACAGCGGAAAUCAAUAAUAUUGGUGAGCUCAAUAAGAUUGCUAAUCUUGUCUCUGAAUGUUUAGAGACGAAACAUCCUCGAGGUUCAAAAUCGGCUACUUGCGCAAGAAAGUGUACGCCUCCGUUAUUGCGUCAGGUUAAUGAAGCGACUAGAAAACCUAACGAGUUGCGAUUGAAAGUUAGAUCGUUAACCGGUAGUACUAUAUAUUUGGUGCAUGUGUUGGCCGAUGAACCGGUGACAAAAUUAUAUGAAUUACUUGACAAAGCUAUGCAAACGUCCGGGCAUAGAGAAUAUAAAGUAGUGCUGAGCGGAUAUUCGCCGAAGAGAUUGCAACGUGUAGAUACAUCCUUAAAAGAAAGCGGAAUUAACAGAGAUUGUGUUCUCCAUCUUGUGACCGAUUGAAUAUUUAUCAGCUCGUGAAAAUAAAUUUUAUAUAUCCAUAUGUUGUGUAAAGACAAAUACGUAGAAAUAUGUAAUAUUUUAGAAUCUUUGAUAUGUAAAUUUACAAAUAAAACAUGUACGGGCAAUUAA
Molecule: messenger RNA, 2185 nt
Organism: Wasmannia auropunctata (little fire ant)
Lineage: Eukaryota; Metazoa; Arthropoda; Insecta; Hymenoptera; Formicidae
Exons: 14
Coding region: 89-2056 (655 amino acids)
Biological process (GO): proteasome-mediated ubiquitin-dependent protein catabolic process
Molecular function (GO): ubiquitin binding
Source: RefSeq, a predicted model, not a curated record